AUGCGCAAAAACGAAAGAGACGCUCUUUCCCUGUACGUCUCCUUUGCUUUCAGUCUUUUAUCAUAUGGGAAGGGAUUCCUGUGCAAAUUUCUGGUGUCUUUUAUCCAUUUCUCUCUAUUUUUUUUUUUUAAUUUCUGUUCCUUAUUAUUAUUAUUAUUUUUUUUUUUUCCAUUGAGGCCUUAUGAUGACAGAAUGAACAUUAUUGUGUCUUGCAGGGCGUCUGAGGUUGACUCGAUUACCUCAUUUUUUCGAAAAGAGCGAAUUCCCACGCCCACGGCUGUGUGUACCGCUGAAUCUACCGCUGACUUUGUCACUCGACAUGUUCGUGCGGUCGUAGAUGGCUGUGGAUCCAAUAAUAACGAUGAGGAUGGUGAGGGGACGAAGGCAUCGGUUGUGGACGUCGUGGCAAUCGGAGUAGAUGACGUGAUGUUGGAUAAAUUUUUUUUGAACAGCCUGUCUCGUCACGUUGUGUGUGCGUUUCUCUCCGGAGGGGCUGCCGUUGCGGUAUCGUUGGUGGUCUUUCCGACCCCCCAUGACGCACGGCAGAGGAGCGUUGACAUCACAGCGAAAUUAUUCACUGAGGCAGUGGGCGAUGGUGGCGUGUACAUUCACAGCGUCUCGGAGUACGACAGAAUCAUAGAAUUGUUGACAAACAGCCCGUCCUUUUGUCACAUUUUCCCGGUUUCCUCCUUGCUGCUGCGGCUGUGCCCUCAAGGAGAACAAGCAGCUUGUGUGGUGAAUAUGUGGUGGCUGCAGACGUCGCAUGUUCAGUUAUUUUUUCCCGCUGACGGACUGCUUGACGCGCGGCGAUUGCCCCAUCGUGUUGUCGUUUUCCCCGUGCGUGACACGAAUGAGUUGCAGUUGCGAUUGGCUUCCAUUGGAUUCAUCCGUGCAGCGAAAGGUUCCCCUGACGCGCAGCUUCAAGGGCCCGUUGUGGAGGAGAAGGAGAGGGAAAUGCUGAAGGCAGAUUUGCAGGCAGUGCGUGACGAAUUCGAGUCAACUCGUACGACCAUUCAGCAGCAGAAAUCCAGGAACGAGGCGUUGGAAGGCACGAUACUUCGUUUACGUGAAAAGGUGCGUGGCUUGGCCAGGGAGCAAAGGCGUUUAGAGAGCGAGUGUAGCGCGGCGCGGCACUCGAGGGAACAGUUGGAAGAGGACAUGCGCCAGCAGGUGGACAUGCGUAAUGAGAUGGAAGGUCGACGAGUUGCGCAUCUUCGCCGACAGUUGGAGUGGGAGCUGAGGAUGGAAAGAGGACGCGUAGAAAGCUACUGUGCCCACCUUGCGAGAAUUCGGGAGGAAGAAAAUAAACGCACAGUAAUGCACAGGGAAGCUCUAGACAGGGAAAUAGGCGCUGCUCGAGAGCAGAAAGAGAGGCUUUUGGGCAUCAUUUCCCGGAAAAGGAGGGAUACAUCUCUUCGUUCCGUGUUUGGGACGUCUCGAUCGACUUCGACAAGGGAAACGAGUUUGAUGAGGGCGCACACAAGCGAUGUGGAGGUGUCGAGCCGCCCAUACGAGGACUCAGAACUGUGCCGUGUGAACGAGCAAUGCCAGCGUCUCAGCCGCCUGUGUGCUGCCCUCCGUGUGGAAAGGGACGAGCUUGCGACUUUCGAGCAAUCAUGGGCGCUAGGAGUGGAAGAGGACGAGGUAAGAGACAGCGGUGACGAUGAUGGGUUUGAGAGGGGUAUCCGUCUGAAGAGCGAAGAUGUGAGGCAAAUGGCGCGGGAGACUCUGGAAAGAGAAGAACACGUCACGCGAGAGGCUUUUUGCGCCAUCGAGGAGGCAAGGAGGGCGGAGUUUGACUGGGAUUGGGUGGUUUGUACGCAGUGCCUGAGCUGUGCGUCUUUAUUUGUUUCAGGCGAGGGGAGUCGGCCUCCCUACGGUGCGAGGGAGCAGCAACGACGCGAAUUGACUCUUUGCGAACUCGAACGCGUAGGCCGAUUGAAGGCGGCGGUGCAACGGGAAAUGCAAAGGAUCCACCUGGAAGGUGCCAUCCGCGAGCGGUCCGUGCGCCAACUCGUGGACCAGCUGCGAGUGGAGUCUGAGCGACUGGCCCAGGAACGCAACGCGUGUGCGGAAGUUAUGGCGAGCGAGAAAAAGGCGGCCGAGGCGGAGGCAGAGGCGUUGCGGCACACACUUCAGCUUCUUCAUUCAUGCAUGAAUAUACGUCUCCCUCUUUCCGGCCCCUUUUUCUCCACUGGGCCCGGUGGGAACUGGCACACACUCUCUCAUGCAAUAACGGCUCUGGGACGGCGUGUGCAGCGUGAGGCUGACCUUUUGUAA
Molecule: messenger RNA, 2280 nt
Organism: Trypanosoma cruzi
Lineage: Eukaryota; Euglenozoa; Kinetoplastea; Trypanosomatida; Trypanosomatidae
Product: trichohyalin, putative
Exons: 1
Coding region: 1-2280 (759 amino acids)
Source: RefSeq, a predicted model, not a curated record